AUGGGUAAUCCGUUAUUAUAUUCGAGGACCACAGAUCAGCAACAACAAAGUACCCGCCUUGCCGGUAGCCAGUUUGAACAGUUGGCGAUUGUCGACAGUUGCGCUGAGCAUUACCUGCAGCAACAGCAGUCGCAAAACGCGUGCAGUCCUCCGGCUGCGGAUGGAGUCGGUGCACCCAGUAGCGUCGUGAGGAUUAGCAAAAACGGAAAGGUUAUUGGCAGCCUCAAGAUAUCCUCGUUUUCACCAUCGAACUCGCUGCAAGGCAACAGGACGGGCAGUGGGGAAUUUCUUCAGACCCAGAGGCUUGAAGGAUCGGCUGUUGCCCAGUUGGAGGAUGUGGAUACGCCCGAGCAGCAUAUUAACUGCCAGCUAACUCUCGAGACUACGGAGGCGCAAGGCGUAAGCACUGGCCCUGCCACAAAGUUGCCUUACACUCUCAAGAGCCUUAGCCGGCCCCCGGUUGCUCCCGCUUGUUGGGGUCACACGGGGGAGGCCCGUGCGCUUAGUCGAAGCCACGCUCUAGCAGCAGCGGAAGAAGUAGUCGUAGUUGAAGCUGCGUCGGCCAUAGCUUCCGCCACCGCCACAACGCGACAGAAGUUCUCCGAAGACGUUCAAGCUGUCUCCGGUAGCAGCGACGCCGCUCACAACAGCAGCAGUAAUAGCCGCCACCGACGAAAACUGAGCGGCCAAGCGUUGCUUUCAGAGGAGAGUAGUACCUGCUUUCCUUUGAUCUCUUCCGAUGCCGUAAUCGCAAGAGCAGCAACCUCAACGGAUUCCUCUCCGACUGCGCAAGUGCCGAAUCGAGUCAUCAACAAGGCGCAUCCAUCUCAGCAUUCUGAGCACCGCGGUGUAACCGUAAACCGGGUGGGCGAUUGCAGCCGCAACAGCGGCUGCGGGGGCUCACACCCUCCCCUUGAGGAGGACCCCACAUCUCCAAUUCAUUAUAGUACCCGUAGACAACAGCAGAAGCUGCAACGACCGCAGGUCGACAACAGAGAAUCCUUUCUACUUCAUUCGACGGUUACUCCAACUGCUGCGCCAAUUUUAGCAGUCUCUCAGCUGCAGCAGCAACAGCAAAAGAUUCAACGGCAGCACCAGUAUCAGCCUAAACUUCUUCCACUUGGGACAACCACAAUUACUUCUGUCACGACAACGACGGCAAGUUCAACUACGACAGUGGCUGUUGCUGGUAGUACUAUAAAAAGUAGUGGUUCACCGAUUGUUCCUCCACUUCGAGCAUUUUCUGACUUAAUUCCAGCUUCAACUAGCGGCAGCCACAGUUCCGAAUCUUUUGCUUUCUACGUCACUCCGAUAACGUAUGUCUCAUCUUGUCCUUCAACUCCAUGUUCUCCUAUCUCCUGUAAUCCUUCGGCGCUGCAGACGACGACCUGCUUUUCUCUGCUAGCUACUACUCCCUCUACUACUACAAUGAAUACGGUUACGUCAUUUCGUUCUUCUUUAACGACAUCUGUCUCGUCUACAUCAAACAACAAGAGCUGCAAAAACAGAAACAUGGAACGUCAACAUACUAGCAAUAAGCAGGGGCUAUCUGCCGAGCGGAAACGGAGGCCUCCUACCGGAAAAUCUUUCUUAUCUUCUGCUCACGAAACAGCAGCGGCCGAUUCGAUGAGUGUCAGGCGUGCAGUGUCCGUACCCUUAAACGCAGUAGCGACAACGAUAAGAUCGAACUGUGCGAAUAAUGGAAGCAACACUAUCAAGAAUAACCAUAAUAACAAUAACAAUAAUAACGACAAUAACAAUGAGCUACACGGCAAUUUACUAGUGACUGCAUUUAAUGAAAGGGAACGCGAGCAAUGGGACUCCGUCGAAUAUCCUCCAGCAGGUAUCGCUGCCGCUGUCCCGCCGCCGCUCGAUACGACGAGUUGUUUAUCGAAUUUAGGUAGCAAUAUUUUUAAAGCGACGUCAAAGAACAGAAAAAAUAUUCAGCCGAUACAAGGGUUUCGGAGUGAUCGGGUUGGGCCUUCGGCAAUGGGCAUGGUUGGAACGGUGGUCAGCGUCAAUAAGGGCGGUCAAUUCAUUUAG
Varroa destructor (honeybee mite) is the source of this 2043-nucleotide messenger RNA. Its product is annotated as mucin-19-like. Lineage: Eukaryota; Metazoa; Arthropoda; Arachnida; Mesostigmata; Varroidae. The record is from RefSeq and is a predicted model, not a curated record.